This is a messenger RNA of Lentinula edodes (shiitake mushroom), 1492 nucleotides long. RefSeq lists its product as uncharacterized. Gene Ontology annotation, molecular function: protein-membrane adaptor activity. Gene Ontology annotation, cellular component: meiotic nuclear membrane microtubule tethering complex; nuclear envelope. Bases 244 to 1173 code for a protein of 309 amino acids. The transcript has 2 exons. NCBI's taxonomy places the organism in Eukaryota, Fungi, Basidiomycota, Agaricomycetes, Agaricales, Omphalotaceae. The record is from RefSeq and is a predicted model, not a curated record. Gene Ontology annotation, biological process: nuclear envelope organization.
AGAGCCUAAUAUACUCAAGAACGCUGCAACCGUAGGAGAAAAACUGACACUUAUCGCUUGAAAGACAAUGGAACCGAAAAUCGCACGAGUGCAGUACGAAGCCCCACAUUUCUUCGAGGCACUUUCUGGACGUGUGUUGUAACAGUCUUGUGCAAGCUUUUUGGCAAUCAUCGAUUUACUCUUUUGAUCACACUUCCCCUUGUGUUGGCGUACCUUGUUCAGAAGUAUUUCCCUUCAGCGCGCAUGCCGAAGAAGCUAAUUGGAAUGUCGUGCACCACUAUGGGUGUCAUUUGUAGUUGUGCUCUCCCGGACCUCUUCGCGCCAUUGCGUGCGAUCAACUGCAAUGCCGAUUACUACGUUAGUCUCUGUGGUAGAACUGAAGCUGCACCGACAGAAACAGUUUCCACAUAUAACGAUGCUCUCUUUGGGCCUGCAACGAGUGCGCAGUUUCCUUAUCCUCCUCGACCAGCCACUACCACUACGACGACCACACAAAGCGAACAGGAGACCUCCGUCUUGCAAGUUCCUGUUCUCCUUGAUUCUCCCUCCCGAAAUUUUCUUCCAUUAGACUUUGGGCUUGCUAAUAACGGCGCCAAAGUUUUGCCGGCGCUCACAUCUCCUACUGAAGGAUCGAGUCCUCUUUCGUACGUGGCUGGGCUGAUUUCAGUCCUUAGGGGCUAUGAUAAAACGCAAAUGCACAUGAAUCCUCCGCGUGUUGUUCUAGAGGAGGAGGUUCUUUUGUCCAACUGUUGGAAAUUUGCAGGCUCACAAGGUCACAUCGCUAUUGCUCUAUCGGAUUCCAUCAUUUGGAAUCGAUUCACAAUCCAUUCUCCCGACGGUGACCCUGGAGUCAAGCUCAGGCAGGCUCCUAGAGUCAUCGUUAUGCAAGCCCUUGUCUCGCAAGAGAAUAUCCUGGUUGAUGCUCGCAGACUGUCAGCCUGGGAGGAUUUCGUCGUAGUUGAACAACUUCUCGAUCCAUCGAUCUUCAAUUCUUCCACGGCCUUUAUGGAAGUGGCGAGAAUUGUCUACAUGCCUUCGGAAGGAGGCCAACAGAUGUUUUCUACCUUCUCUCCAGUUCAAACAUCCAUUGUACUGGUUCAAAUACUUGAUAACUGGGGGGAUACAUCCACCUGUCUUCAUAGAAUUUCAUUUCACGGUGACACUCUUGAUUAAUAUAUUAUUGCGUCCUAUGUACCUUCGAACGAUUCACUAAAAUGGCUGCUCUCUAGCAAACUUAGUGCUGAAGGAAGCAGCUAGUUUAUGUAUUGUCAUUUACAAACUUUGCAUCGACGUUCACAUUUUGAUCAAAAUAACACUCAGAUAAUGAGAUGCUCUCUAAUGCUGUCCUGCUGGACAUAUGGAGCAGAAACAAACUAAAAGUAGUCAAGAUAUACCGGUACCCUUCCGCUGAUCAGCUCAUAGUUGAAUGCUUAUCUGAAUGCUUGCAAGAAGUUACCAGGUUCGUACUUCGGAGAUUUAGCGCCCGAUUGUU